CAACCUUCUGAUAAUGUGCACUGCCUAUGCAAAAUAAUUUGCCGCAUUCACAGCUUCGUUUCGAAAAAAAAAGUGUGGGAAUCCCCAUGCUUCAUUGUGAGCUGAUUAAGACCUUCGUUUGCGAUGGUUCAAUCUCGUUCGAACAGUCUGGGCGUACAGUCGGUUAGGUGUGUAGUAUAAGUUUAAUGUGCGCAAACCAACAGAAUGCAAUUCAUCAUAGAAAGUGUGAUCUUCGUACUGCUUGUCACUUGUGUCGAUGUUGAUUCGAACGGUACCGGCUAUGGGUACGAAAUGAUUACAGCUCGUCUCGAUUCUCUGCAAGGUCUCGAGUCGGAGCUGCUCACCUACACGAACGGUACGGUAGAGCAGCUAACGAAAAUGGUACAGCUGUUAACUCGCCUUCAGGUGAGCCCAGGCACAUCCAAUCCAGGCGCUUCUACACCCGCCUCAGUGGGUGCAUCGUGUAGAGACGUUCCUUCGCAAGUGUCCGGCAUCUACCGUAUCGAACCGGACUAUCCCUUCAAUGAACCGAUGACAGUGUACUGUGAUCAGCAGUACGAAGGUGGCGGAUGGACAGUCAUUCAGCGUCGUUUCGAUGGUUCGGUAGAUUUCUUCCGCGAUUGGGAGGACUAUAAGCGUGGGUUCGGUACACUGCGCGGUGAGUUCUGGCUCGGAUUGGAUCGGAUCCACCGGCUCACAAACGUUGCCCCGCACGAGAUGGCCAUCGUGCUGAAGGACUUUGACGGGGUGAACGCUGCGGCACGGUACAAAAAGUUUCGCAUCACAUCGGAAACCUUAAACUACGCCAUCAUCGAGCUGGGUGAGUGUAGCCCUUGCGGUGCUGGCGACGCGAUGCGCAUUCAUCUGAACGAAAGCUUCUCGACGUACGAUCGCGAUCGGAGCAAGGCGACGUUCAACUGUGCCAAGGCGUUUAAAGGUGGCUGGUGGUUUUAUCGGUGUCAUCGAUGCCAUCUGAAUGGAGAGUAUCUGCGCGGUAAGCUGACUGAAGCUCAGGACUCGCAUGGUCUUAUGUGGAUGGACUUUCGAGGCAAUAAGUACUCAUUGAAGGCUACCACCAUGAUGAUUAGGCCAAUAAAGUGAUUUAUUUUAUUUCAAGCAUUAUGUAUAACGGGAGGAAAAUUGUGUUGAAUACUUUUGCAGGAGUAGUUACUAUAGUCGUGAACUUGGUUUGUUGAUUAUUGCAAUUUUUUAUCGUAGAUUGUAUGCACAUCUGCACGGUAAAAAUAAUAAAAAAAAUCAUUUAUAGAAAAAAAAAAUCAUACAAAUUAAUAAUUUUGAAGUUACAUUUUUAGCUUAAACAAAUUAGCUUAAACUAUAAACCAAAAGCCUCAGUUCAGCAGAAAAAUAUCACUUGAUACUUUAUAAACAUCCAGAAACGAACGAUAUAAAUGCCUAAAUGUAUGCAAUCAUCAAACAACAAAUUUACAAACCUAAAAAGGGUAAUCUGAACUUAAUAAAAGCAGCCUUAUUCAACUUACCAUUACUGCG
Messenger RNA from Anopheles stephensi (Asian malaria mosquito), 1509 nucleotides. RefSeq names its product ficolin-2-like. The record is from RefSeq and is a predicted model, not a curated record. Bases 205 to 1101 code for a protein of 298 amino acids. The transcript has 2 exons. Lineage: Eukaryota; Metazoa; Arthropoda; Insecta; Diptera; Culicidae.